AUGGACAUGUUCUCCGACAUGACCGACGCUCUAAUAAUCACCGUCAUCUCCUUCUUGCCCUUUAAAGAAGCCGCAAGAAUGAGUGUACUAUCCCGGCGGUGGCAUUGUCUAUGGCGUUUGACGGCGAACAUUGAGUUCGACGAGCGGUUUUUUGUUAAAGACAAUGUACCUGUUGAAUCUCAACGUCUUCAAAGACAAGAUUUCAUCAACUUUGUUCGGUGCUGGCUAAAUGAAUACACCUCCAAACUCGUCCUGCGAAGGUUCAAGCUCCGUAUAUCAAAGCCUCGUGAGUUCGAAGCCGACGUGCAAAAGUGCAUUUCAUUUGCCGUUUCCCGUAAUGUUGGAGCGCUUGAACUGGACUUCUCUGAUCCGACGUGGGAUGAGAAUGAUAUGGAGAAUCACGAGCCGGAGUUUGAUCUCCCCAUGCAAGUUUAUGAAAAUGUCACGCUGGGUCUUGAGUCGUUGACGCUGUUUGCAUGCAGUUUCAACCCGGCCUGGUUGAUGAAUCUGAAAUUGCUUAAGCACAUUUCGUUUGGUUGGACUGCAGUGAGAAUGUCUACCCUGAAUGAUCUGUUGCGGAACUGUUCGUUCUUGGAGAGUUUGAGGCUGCAAAAAUGUUGGAACCUCGAGCAUCUGAGCAUUUUUGAGAGGGAUUUGGCGCUGAAGACAUUGGUGGUUGACAAUUGCAAUUUCUAUCACGAGUGGUUUGGGAUUGAGGCACCGAACUUGAGGUUUUUCAAGUAUUCAGGGUCUGUAGGGAUUUUUGAGUUAAUUUUCACAAGGCAUUUGGAAGAGGCUGAACUUGACUUUGGAUCCGAGUCGGAAUUCGAUGAAUCCGGUGGCGAUCUUCUUCAAAGACUUCUAUCAUCCUUGGACUGCGCUAGGGUUUUGAGAGUUUGUAGUUUCAUGCUUCAGGUUGUUCCAACUGGGGUGGAGCCCUUGAAAAUGCAAUUGCCUCUUAAUGUGCGGCAUCUUAUUUUGAACACUGCUGUACAUCGGGAUGAGUUUUGGGGGAUUGCUUUCUUCCUCAAGAGUUGUCCUUUUCUCGAAACGCUAACUCUCCAAAUCAGCCCUCCAAGAAUUUUCCCUGAUUAUCAACCACCGUUCAAGUUCAAUCCGAGCAGAUUUUGGUGUGGUGAUAUAGAUAGGCUUUACAAGUGCGUCAUCCGGACGUUGAAGGUGGUGGAGGUGAAGGGUUUUCGAGGGACUGUCAAUGAAAAUAAUCUGUUGAGGUAUUUGCUAUAUUAUGGGCGUGCUAUGCAAGAACUCCAACUGUAUCUCUCCAAUGAAGUUGAUGGUCAUGGUGGUGAUCGUUCGAUUUACUUACAAAGGGCUGUGUUUGUGAUGGGCUUCCCCAGAGCGUCACGAAAUGUUCAUGUAAUGAUCAUUUAGGGUGAAUUAGGCCUUUGUAUGUGGCGACUGAUCAAUAAGACUAGUAGACUAUUAUGUGUUUCCAUGCGGGUUUGUUGUGUUUUAUUUGUUUGAUUUUGCUUUUAUUUUGUUUGUAUCUUCGGAGACA
This is a messenger RNA of Syzygium oleosum, 1519 nucleotides long. Its product is annotated as F-box protein At3g62230-like. The record is from RefSeq and is a predicted model, not a curated record. Lineage: Eukaryota; Viridiplantae; Streptophyta; Magnoliopsida; Myrtales; Myrtaceae. Gene Ontology annotation, molecular function: protein binding. The transcript has 3 exons. The coding region runs from base 1 to 1392 and encodes 463 amino acids.